This is a messenger RNA of Aphanomyces astaci, 802 nucleotides long. RefSeq lists its product as hypothetical. The record is from RefSeq and is a predicted model, not a curated record. The transcript is spliced from 2 exons. The coding region runs from base 15 to 743 and encodes 242 amino acids. NCBI's taxonomy places the organism in Eukaryota, Oomycota, Saprolegniomycetes, Saprolegniales, Verrucalvaceae. Gene Ontology annotation, molecular function: phosphatidylinositol binding.
CGAAUAACAAGCAAAUGCCACCUCAAACCUCAAAACUAAUGGACGACGAUGCACACGAAGUCGACAGCUACACCACGGACAAUCAAUGCAUGAGUCAUGAUGGUGCCACGUGCCGCAACGAUAGCCUCAUGUCGAGCUGCAGAUCAAUCUCACGAUCACUCCAGUCCACGGAACGCAGCUCCAUCAUAGGACGCGUGACCACGCUUUGGUCCAAGUACGCCGUGGCUCUCAACGACAUCGAGCACGUCCACAUUGAUUCGCACAAGAUUGUCAAAUGUGCCGAUGCUCGGCGACUAUCUACAGUGGCCUACUCGAUGGACGUGUAUCUUGCGGUGGCGGAACUUGGUAUUUAUGACCACUGGACCUCCAGACAACCACAUUAUCAAGUCCAGCAUCGAUACUCUGACUGUCGAACCCUCCGUCUGUCUCUUAUCACCUCCGUCCUCGACGCCCAUCGCGACCAAUCCUGCGAAUUUUGCAAAUGCAUGUUCAACUUCUUUGUGUCGUUUCCAUUCCCAAAGCGAUGGCCCAAAGUACUGGUGCAAACGGUGCCUGGAUGGCAUUCCCUUCUCAUUCGCUGCCGAAAACAAGGGCUACAAAACUGGGUCAACCGACUGCUUUUCAUGGCCCGCCACCUCACCGCUCGCGGGUUUGCAUCCCUACGCUGCGAUGGCUACAGCACCGUCAUGUACAUUCUCAAGGAUUUCCUUCUCGAGCCAAGUACACGUCCGUCGUGUCAGUAAUAUGAAUGUACUGUUUCGAUGUUGAUUGCAAGGAUAUCAUCGUUAACUAUGGAUCGGCG